This is a messenger RNA of Cydia amplana, 1071 nucleotides long. Its product is annotated as pancreatic triacylglycerol lipase-like. Lineage: Eukaryota; Metazoa; Arthropoda; Insecta; Lepidoptera; Tortricidae. The transcript is spliced from 6 exons. The record is from RefSeq and is a predicted model, not a curated record. Gene Ontology annotation, biological process: lipid catabolic process. Gene Ontology annotation, molecular function: lipase activity. The coding region runs from base 8 to 1063 and encodes 351 amino acids.
UACGGAAAUGUUCUCAUCUGCUAUUGUAUUCGCAAUUUUAGCAGCUGUAUCUGCAAGAAAUAACAAAGAUGUAAGCUUUGAAAACUGGAGUGGUUACAGGCCUGGUGACAGGAUCUUCUAUUUUCCCGGGGACAAUGGUAAAAUAUACAAAAUCGAUUCCUGGGAACCAAUCGAUAGAGAUGCAAUACGCAAUUACACUUGCUGUCCAGUCAAUAACGGGUAUUGGUUGUAUACAAGGUCGAAUGCAAAGGAAAAACAAAUUCUGAUAAUGGGGAAUAAAACGAGUGUAAAAAAAUCUAAUUUCGACCCGAACAAACCUACCGUCUUCACUUCACACGGAUGGUUAGGUGACGGUAACACCGAAAUGAAUAAACUUCUUACUAAAGUGUUCCUUAAAGACGCUGAUGUAAACGUCAUAGUCCUUGAUUGGAGUGGACUGGCCAAGAUGGGAUAUGUGACAGCAAAGGAGUCAGUCCCGAAGGUGGGCCGAAUGUACGGACAGUUCAUUUACUGGCUACAUCAAAACUUCCACAUGUCCUUGCAGAAUAUCCACCUAGUGGGUCACAGUCUGGGUGGCCACUUAGUUGGCAGCGCGGGGAGAGAGCUCAAAGGGGCAGCACAGAGAAUAACAGCCCUGGACCCAGCUGGCCCUCUAUGGUGUUGCGAUAAGCGCCGUCUAUCCAGAAGAGACGCACACUACGUCGAGGUCAUCCACACGAACGCCUACAUGGCCGGCUACCCCAAACCUUGCGGCCACUCCGACCACUACCCCAACGGAGGCUCGUUCAUGACCGGCUGUCAUGUUCUGGACUUGAUUUGUCAUCAUUCGAGAUCCUGGAAAUAUAUGGCGGCCAGCGUUGAGCAUAAUAAGUUUCUAGCUAAUAAAUGUGCUAAUGUUUGGGAAGCAUUUCACAAUCGAUGCUCUGGUUAUGGAGGGCUGAUGGGAAACAGCUUCAUCGCAAAGACACAAUUUGGACUUUAUAGAAUAAACACACUUGCAGAUUAUCCCUACAUCGAUAUAAAGUUUGCUAAUUUUUAUUCUCCAUUAUUAAAAUUGUAUUAGAGUAAAAA